This is a messenger RNA of Formica exsecta, 802 nucleotides long. RefSeq names its product GPI ethanolamine phosphate transferase 1-like. Gene Ontology annotation, biological process: GPI anchor biosynthetic process. The record is from RefSeq and is a predicted model, not a curated record. The coding region runs from base 18 to 800 and encodes 260 amino acids. Gene Ontology annotation, cellular component: endoplasmic reticulum membrane. The transcript has 2 exons. Lineage: Eukaryota; Metazoa; Arthropoda; Insecta; Hymenoptera; Formicidae. Gene Ontology annotation, molecular function: mannose-ethanolamine phosphotransferase activity.
UUGGCAUUUUGGUAGCGAUGUCGAUAAUGAUUAUCAAUGAGACAUCGCAGAGUCGGAGAAUAAUGGAAAUUUUACGUUUAAUCGUUACAAGCCUCGUGUACACAGAAUUUCUCGAUGGUAGAUACUGGAUAUCGUGGAUUAUUUUACUGACUACACCAUUGUGCAUUUGGUAUUAUCCAACAGAAACUAAGAGAAGAAUGCUGGGCAUAAUGCUUGGAUUUUUCUGUCCUCUUACAUUAUUGUCUGCGUCUUAUGAGCCACUCUUCUUCAUUAUACUUACAAUCAAUUUACUUUGUUGGUUACAAGCCACUUCAAGGAGCUCAGGAAAUACACAAAAGAUUACAAAAGACUUGAUCAAAGCAGCAUUUUUUAUGUUGUACAUACUAUUGUGUUUCUUCGGCACAGGUAAUAUGGCGAGCAUCAGUUCGUUUGAUCCAUCUUGGACGCGUCACUUUGUUACUGUUUUUUCUUCAUUUUUAAUGACAUCUUUAAUACUUUUCAAACUUAGCAUUCCCUUGAUACUAGUCGGAUGCGCGAGCUAUUCACUAGAAUCAGAAUACAAGAAGCCUGUUUCUUUAGCCAUUCUUUUUUUAGGCGAUUGCAUAUCGCUACCUUUAAUGCAUUGUGUCACGCCGUACGGCAGUUGGCUCGACAUCGGUAGCGCUAUCAGUAAGUUUAUUAUCGCUCUUUCUCUUCCUUGUCUUUUUGUACUGUUGCGAUGUCUUUCAUAUCCACUUAUGGAAUUGGAUUUAAAACGAUUCCGGAUCGAUUUACUACCUCAAAAGAGGCACAUAGUAUAAUU